Messenger RNA from Linum trigynum, 270 nucleotides. The record is from the annotation of a GenBank genome assembly. Lineage: Eukaryota; Viridiplantae; Streptophyta; Magnoliopsida; Malpighiales; Linaceae.
AUGACGACAGCAAGAGCGGUAGGUAUCGACAUCUUUGCCGUGAUGGCUAGGGAUGCAACUAGACUUGGUUGUGGAGCGAUCUUGGUGUCUUCCAAGGAGGCGAGGUUAUCGAGCGGCCGUGGCGGUGCAACGACAGUCGACGGCAAUGUUGUUGUGGGCGACACGAACGACAUCCAAGGCGCAUAUGGUGUUGCUGACAUGCAUUUGUCAUACGAUGCAAUCAUCAUGCGGCAGGUAGCCAUGACACGCUCUAUCUGCUUGAGUGUCUGA